GAACACCUGAGAUUGAGCUGCUGUUUGAAGAGGCUCCAGAGAAGAUGAGUUACACAGAACAGGCCAACAAGAGGUACCACUGUAGACGCCUCACCUGUUUCAUCCGGUUGGCUGACUACCUGAUGGUGAACACCAUGCACAUCCUGGCUGUGAACUCUGUGGCCAAACUACUGGCCGUCCUGCAGGACCAGAUCCAACACACCCCCACACACGCUGUCAUCCACAGCUGGGCCGACACCGAUGCUGCUGGAGACGGAGGUGGAGCCACGGAGGACUCAGACAGGAAGGCUACAGAGCCCACAGUGGAGGCUGUUCAUCUUCUACCCAUGUUUGUGUCGGAGCUGAUGCUGGAGACCCACGCUCUGACCUAUGAACCCUCCGUAGACGUCUUCCAGGAGUGUGUGUCAGAGAUCAUCUCUAGGUUCCAGGAGACGGUGUUGUCAUUAGUUGUGCUGGUGACUGACUCCUACUUUGAUGCCUUCACUCAGCCCAUGAUCAACAGCAAGCAAUCGCUCCAGUUUGCGUUUGACUCGUCUCCCUCUUCCUCCUCCUCUCGCCAGCGUGUGACGCGCGCACCUUUGAGAGCUUCCGCGUCUUCUACAGAGAGAAUGAGAGUCUGGACCUGGACGCGCUCAGAGAUCAGGAUCACGGAGUGGCGUUCUUUCUCUGAGAGUCUGAAGAAGUACCACAGAGAACAUAAAGAGGCCCUGGCCAUCAAACAGAAGAGGCACCUGGGCCUGCUGCUGGUGGACACCACUCUGCUUAAAGGGAAGCUCCUCCCCUCACCACUACGCUGUCUGGAGAGAAAGAUCGACGCCAUCAUCGCUGAGGCUCAGGAUGCCCAGUUCAAACUGGAGUUCAUCCCCUCUGCAACUACAGAGUUCGUCAACUCCCUCACCUUCCUAGAGGAGAUACAGGAGCGGAUGGAGUGGUUGGACGAGCAGACAGAGACCGUGUCCCAGAUGUACAAGCUGAUAGACUCCUACUCCGUGCCCAGCCCUCCUGAGGACUUUGCCGUCUAUGCCACCCUGAAACCCUCAGUCACCGGCGUACGCAACGCCAUCGACAAGGCCGUGGGAGAGAAGGACGCCAACGUGGACAAGUUCUGUGUCCACCUCCAACGGGACAUCACCGACCUCAACAAGGAGGUCAAGAGGGUCAAACAGCAGGCUCAGAACAAUCAGAUCAUGGACAUCAAUGCUGAGCGUCCCAAGGUCCGUCUGCUGCUGGACGAGGUCCAGGUCUCCAUAGACGAGCUGCAGAACCAGGCCUUCCAGUACAAGUCUUUCCAGAAGAACUUCAAGGUGGAGGUGACUAAGUACGAGGCGUUAGAGGAGCUGAGUGCAGAGGUGAAACUGAAACAGCUGCUGUGGGACUCUCUGGAGGAGUGGGACGCCCUGCAGGCCGGCUGGAUGGAGUGUAAGUUUGAGGAGUUGGACCCAGAGACUCUGAGUGCCCAGGUCAAUAAAUAUGCCAAGUGUGUGAACCAGCUGGAGAAAGGCCUGCCACCCAACAGUGUGGUUCCACGACUCAAAGAGCACGUUGAGGGCAUGAGUGGAGAAGGGCAGACACUGGGAGAUUCUGAGGCCGUCAUAGAGGCCAGUCUCCUGGAGGAACCUCAAACUCUGGCCUCUCUGGAGGGACUCAUGUACCUCUCCAACAUCUUCAGCUCAACAGUGUCAGGACAGGCUUCAGGAGAGGCAUCGCUGGAGACCAUCCUUAAAAAGGUUGAGGAUUCCUGGAAGACCACGGAGUUUCCGGUUCUCUCCCACCGGGAGUCUAAAGACCUGUUCAUCCUGGGAGGAACUGAUGACAUUCAGGUGCUGCUGGAUGACAGUACCAUCAACAUGGCCACGGUGGCGUCCUCUCGCUACGUCGGACCCAUCAAGACCAGAGUAGACGAGUGGCAGAGGCAGCUAAACCUCUUCAGCCAGACACUGGAAGAGUGGCUGACGUGUCAGCGUAACUGGCUGUAUCUGGAGAGUAUCUUCAGUGCUCCAGACAUCCAGAGACAGCUUCCUGCUGAAGCCAAGAUGUUCCUCCAGGUGGACAAGUCCUGGAAGGAGAUUAUGAGGAAGGUCAACAGGCUUCCCAAUGCUCUGAGGGCUGCUACACAGCCAGGUCUGCUGGAGAUCUUCCAGAACAACAACGCCCUGCUAGACCAGAUCCAGAAGUGUCUGGAGGCCUACCUGGAGUCCAAGAGAGUCAUCUUCCCCAGGUUCUACUUCCUGUCCAACGAUGAGCUCCUGGAGAUCUUGGCUCAGACCAGGAACCCCCAGGCCGUUCAGCCCCACCUCAGGAAGUGUUUUGAUGCUAUCGCCCGCCUGGAGUUCGCCCUGCUGCCCCCUCCGCCACCCGGCGCCAUGACAACGCAGCCUGCAGACGGAGAGCAGGAGAAGGUCUACAGCAACGACAUUCUGGCCAUGGUCUCACCUGAAGGAGAGAAGGUGGGCCUGGCUAAAGGUCUGAAGGCGCGUGGUAACGUAGAGGACUGGCUGGGUAAAGUAGAGGAGGCCAUGUUCUCUUCCUCCGCCGCCUCAGCAAGGCCUCCAUCGCUGACUACCAAAGUAAAGAACGAGAGGAGUGGGUGGUGGCUGGACACCCUCACAGGUGGUGUUAACUAUCAGUCAGUUGAUGUGGUGCAGAGACCUGGACGGCUGUCUGGAGGAGACCACGACCACUUCAUGGCCCUGCAGGACUUUGAAUAUGUCAACAUUGAUAGGCUGAAUGCCCUAGCAGCCCUGGUUCGAGGCCAACUUCCCACCCUGCACCGUAACAUCAUCACAGCUCUCAUCACCGUAGACGUGCAUGCCAGGGACAUUGUCACAGACCUCGUGGCCCGGAAGGUUGACUCCAGCAGUAACUUUGAGUGGCAGAGGCAGCUGCGUUACUACUGGGACUUGGACCUAGAUAACUGUGUGGCCAGGAUGGCUCUGUCCACCUACAUCUAUGGAUAUGAAUACCUGGGGGCCUGCCCUCGCCUCGUCAUCACCCCACUCACAGAUCGUUGCUACCUGUGUCUGAUGGGGGCUCUUCAGUUAGACCUUGGUGGGGCUCCAGCAGGCCCAGCUGGAACAGGGAAGACGGAGACCACUAAGGACCUGGCCAAGGCUCUGUCCAUCCAGUGUGUCGUCUUCAACUGUUCUGAUGGACUGGACUACAAGAUGAUGGGGAAGUUCUUCAGUGGUCUGGCCCAAUCAGGGGCCUGGUGUUGUUUUGAUGAGUUUAACCGCAUCGACAUCGAGGUGCUGUCUGUCAUCGCCCAGCAACUCAUUACUAUCCGCAAUGCCAAGAUGGCGAAGCUGUCCAGGUUCAUGUUUGAGGGCAGAGAGAUCAAGCUGGUGAUGACAUGUGCUGCCUUCAUCACUAUGAACCCAGGCUACGCUGGACGCACUGAGCUCCCUGACAACCUCAAAGCCCUGUUCAGACCCAUAGCCAUGAUGGUGCCCAACUAUGCCCUGAUCGCUGAGGUGAUCCUCUACUCUGAGGGUUUUGAGUCCAGUAAGACUCUGGCCCGUAAGAUGACCCAGAUGUACAAGCUGUGUUCUGAGCAGCUCUCCCAACAGGACCACUACGACUUCGGCAUGAGGGCCGUCAAGUCUGUCCUCGUCAUGGCAGGCUCUCUGAAGAGAGAGAACCCCCACCUGAGUGAAGACGUGGUUCUGAUCAGGGCUCUGAGAGACUCCAAUCUGCCCAAGUUCCUCACAGACGAUGCUGCGCUCUUUGGUGGCAUCAUGUCUGACCUGUUCCCUGGCGUUUCCAUCCCUGAACAUGACUACGGUGUUCUCCAAACCACCAUCCUGGAGUCUCUAGUGAAACGCAACCUGCAGCCCCUACCCAGCAUGACGCACAAGGUGAUCCAGCUGUAUGAGACCAUGAUAGUACGUCAUGGUGUGAUGUUGGUGGGUCCUACAGGUGGAGGGAAGACCACGGUCUACUCCAUCCUGUCUGAUACCUUAGAUACCCUGUGGCAGGCUGGCCACGGGAAACACAACCCCUUCUACCUUCCGGUCAAGACAUACGUCCUCAACCCCAAGUCUGUCACCAUGGGAGAGCUCUACGGAGAGGUGAACAUAUUGACCCUGGAGUGGCGUGACGGCCUGAUGGCGCUCAGCGUGCGAGCGGCCUGCAACGACACCAGCGAUGACCACAAGUGGAUCGUGUCAGACGGUCCGGUGGACGCGCUGUGGAUUGAGAACAUGAACACGGUCCUGGACGACAACAAGAUGCUGUGUCUGGCCAACAGCGAACGCAUCAAACUGACCCCGUCUAUACACAUGGUGUUUGAGGUCCAGGACUUAUCGGUGGCGUCCCCAGCCACAGUGAGUCGCUGUGGGAUGGUCUACAUCGACUCUAACGAACUCAAAUGGAUGCCCUAUGUCCAGACCUGGAUCACUGGCCUGGCUAAAAAGGUGAUUUACCAUUCUCCUUAA
Molecule: messenger RNA, 4433 nt
Organism: Oncorhynchus nerka (sockeye salmon)
Lineage: Eukaryota; Metazoa; Chordata; Actinopteri; Salmoniformes; Salmonidae
Product: dynein axonemal heavy chain 6-like
Exons: 30
Coding region: 45-4433 (1462 amino acids)
Biological process (GO): microtubule-based movement
Cellular component (GO): dynein complex
Molecular function (GO): dynein light intermediate chain binding; dynein intermediate chain binding; minus-end-directed microtubule motor activity
Source: RefSeq, a predicted model, not a curated record